Messenger RNA from Camelina sativa (false flax), 1444 nucleotides. Its product is annotated as transcription factor TCP7. Gene Ontology annotation, cellular component: nucleus. The record is from RefSeq and is a predicted model, not a curated record. Gene Ontology annotation, biological process: regulation of circadian rhythm. Gene Ontology annotation, molecular function: DNA-binding transcription factor activity; sequence-specific DNA binding. NCBI's taxonomy places the organism in Eukaryota, Viridiplantae, Streptophyta, Magnoliopsida, Brassicales, Brassicaceae.
AAAAAAAGGACCCACCACACCCAUGUGCUUCUCCUUCCCUGUCUCCACCAGCUCCCUCCCUCCUCCUCCUCAAUCAUUUGCUUCUUCUCUCACUGUUAAGUACAAAAAAUUAUAAUACUAAAAGAGAGAAGAACAACCCCAGAUCGCAACCAAACCAUGUCUAUUCACAACAACAACAACAACGGAGUUAUGAUCUCCUCAUCAUCAAACGGAUCAGCUUUAAUCGAACAGCAACAACAGUCUUCUUCAGUCGUGGUGAAGAAACCACCUGCGAAAGAUCGACACAGCAAAGUCGAUGGAAGAGGGAGAAGGAUCCGUAUGCCUAUUAUAUGCGCAGCUCGUGUGUUUCAGCUAACAAGAGAGCUUGGUCACAAAUCAGAUGGUCAAACUAUUGAAUGGUUACUUCGUCAAGCUGAGCCUUCUAUUAUAGCUGCGACAGGAACUGGUACAACUCCUGCUAGUUUCUCUACUGCUUCUGUCUCAAUCCGUGGAUCCAACAAUUCUACUUCUUUGUCUUCCUCUCUUCUUGAUCAUAAACCCACCACUUUACUUGGUUCCUCUUCACCGUUUAUACUUGGGAAACGUGUCAGAGCUGAUGAGGAUAAUCAUAAUCACAAUAAUAAUAAUAGUUCCGGUGGUAAAGAUGAGAGCUUUACGACGACGACGCCAGCUGGGUUCUGGGCUGUUCCGGCGAGGCCUGAUUUUGGACAAGUUUGGAGCUUUACAGGAGGAGGAGCUCCAGUACAAGAGAUGUUUUUACAACAACAACAUCAUCAUCAUCAUCAUCAACAACCUUUGUUUGUUCAUCAUCAUCAGCAACAACAACAACAAGCUGCAAUGGGUGAAGCUUCAGCUGCUAGAGUUGGGAAUUAUCUUCCGGGUCAUCUUAAUUUGCUUGCUUCUUUAUCCGGUGGAUCUCCUGGGUCGGGUCGAAGAGAUGAAGAUCCACGUUGAUGGUGUUUGUUUAACAAGUUAAGCCCCUUUUAGUAGGUUUCGAGGGCUAAUUUGGUAUAUAUAUAUAUAUAAAUAUUUAUUUAUCUUAUUCGUCAUUUGUUGUGUGUGUUCUUGAAGAUUGAUUUUGUUUCAGAAUCUUCGUCAAGUGAUUUGAGAGUAUCGUUUAGCCUUAAGUAUUGUUUUUUUGAUUAGGGUUAAAUUAGGGUUUAAGAAUGUUUUUUUUUGGAGGAAGAUUACUUUUGUUUAGAACAAAAGGGAAAAUUUCAGAAACCGCGGAGGUUUCGUUUUGUCCUUUUGUUGUUGUUGUUGUUGUUGUUGUUGUUCUGUCUGGUUUGUUUUCCGGCGAAACAGAGCCGUCGUUAAAUUCCAGAUAUAUUAUGUGUUUGGUGCUAAUUUGUGUAAUGAUGUGUUUACAAUUGUGGUGAAGCAUUUGGCGUAAGCUGUUAAACCACAGUUUAUAUAUUUUUAAUAAAUGUUUUCGACUUCAUUA